AUGCCAUCACCUUCGAAAUCCGACAGCCGCAAGGCGCCAAAGCUGGACGGCGACAGCUUUGUUGCAUUCGAUCAUGCUGCAGCUGGACAUGAUGGCGUUCGUUGUGAUCCGUCUGGCUCUUUGAUUGCGAAACCCUGCACGCGUGAGGAGAUCGCCUUCUAUGAGUCAAGUUCUCUUCAUCCCCAUUUCAGGGCUUUUAUGCCUACUUUUAUAGGAACUUUGUCAUCUGCAGACCAACAGCAGUCCCAGGCUCUCGCCCAAGCUCAGCAGGCGGGGGCUAUAGUUGUUCCGCCAUCUGACGCCCCAUCCUCGUCAAAUACACCAGUCAGUUCAGGAACUUCUCUGCCCGUUACCGACGCAUCAGGGCAGGGCACCCCUAUCCAGAAACAGGAUCCCUGGGUUCCAUCGGGCGGGCGUAAACUCGAAACAGGCCUGUCAAUCGUUCUGGAAAAUGUAGCAUCAGGCUUCAAGCGGCCAAACGUGUUGGAUGUGAAACUCGGGGCCCGAUUAUGGGCAGAUGAUGCUCCCCCGAGCAAGCGAGCAAAGCUCGAUGCUGUUUCUAAGGAAACAACAAGCUCGACGUUAGGAUUUCGGAUUGCUGGAAUGAAGGUCUGGACUGGUGGAAAGAAGGAAGGAGAAGAGGAAGAGCCUCUAGGUCAGACAGACCCGUAUGCCACCAAAUACGAGGCGUCUGAAGGCAAGAAAGGGGAAGUCAUUGAAAAAGGGGGCUACAAACGAUACGACAAAUGGUACGGUCGAUCCUUCAACGCUGAAAAUGUGAAAGAAGCCUUCGAGACUUUCUUGGCAGGCGCAAAAGCCAGCAAGGAAGACCGCUCGAAACUAAUAGCGCGAAGAAUCGCGGAGGAGUUAAGAUGUGUGCAGUCUGUCCUGGAGGCGGAGGAGAGCAGGAUGUACUCCGCCAGUGUUCUCAUUGUUUACGAAGGUGACUCCGAGGCCAUGGAGGAAGCUCUGGAAUACGAGAAAAACAGGAAAGAUGAUGAGGAGGAAGACGAAGAGGAAGAUGAAGACGGGGAGGAGUUUACCCUCCCUCAAGACGGGUCCCUGGAAGUUGUUGAUGUCAAGGUCGGAGACCAGACACUAGCUCAGGGCGCCCUCAAACUCGAUAUUGAUCCCGGAACCGCAGCAACAGAACUGGGGGAUCUUCAAGCCGAUGAUGAAGAGGAGCCACCCAAGGUUCAUGAUCUCCGUCUGAUCGACUUCGCGCAUGCGAGCUGGACUCCUGGACAAGGGCCAGAUGAGAACGUGCUUAUGGGCGUGAGAAGCCUUGUAAAAAUCAUGGAGGAUCUCGCGAAAGAAUAG
This is a messenger RNA of Paecilomyces variotii, 1320 nucleotides long. Its product is annotated as arginine metabolism regulation protein iii. Lineage: Eukaryota; Fungi; Ascomycota; Eurotiomycetes; Eurotiales; Thermoascaceae. The record is from RefSeq and is a predicted model, not a curated record. The coding region runs from base 1 to 1320 and encodes 439 amino acids. The transcript is spliced from 2 exons. Gene Ontology annotation, molecular function: inositol-1,4,5,6-tetrakisphosphate 3-kinase activity; inositol hexakisphosphate kinase activity. Gene Ontology annotation, biological process: inositol phosphate biosynthetic process; phosphatidylinositol phosphate biosynthetic process. Gene Ontology annotation, cellular component: cytoplasm; nucleus.